Miscanthus lutarioriparius is the source of this 684-nucleotide messenger RNA. The record is from the annotation of a GenBank genome assembly. NCBI's taxonomy places the organism in Eukaryota, Viridiplantae, Streptophyta, Magnoliopsida, Poales, Poaceae.
AUGCCUCAUGGGCCAGAUUCCACAGUCCCACAUACGGAGCGAAAAAAAAGGAGGUGUUUCCUCCUUAACCGGCGGCCGACGACCAAAUCGUCGUCCGGUGCCCGUCCGCCGCUGCCAUGCUACGCCUCUGGAACCGCGUGGGUGCUUACCUUCAACCCGGAACGCGUGAAAGAAUUUUUGCUACGGACAAAACAACUUGAGGUGCCUCCCACUUCGCGGAUGUUUAGGCACGCGGUUGCUGCUGUUGCCAAUAAUCCCAAAGAGAAGGUUGCUGCCAAGCUUGAGUUCUUUAACAGGACUCUCGGUUGUUCUGAGUCUGAGGUUUCCACUGCAGUGUCCAAGAUACCAGCUAUAUUAGGAUUGUCUGAUGAGAUUCUUCUCCGCAAGAUUGAGUUCCUAGUCAAUGAGGCUGCGAUGGAGCCACAGUACAUUGUUGAAAGGCCUGUCCUGUUGGCACUGAGCCUGGAGAAGAGGCUAGUGGCGCGGCAUUAUGUCAUGAAGGUCCUGCGGGAAAAGGGGCUGCUGGAUGGCAGAACAGGCUUUUACACAUUUGCUAAAUUAGGAGAGGGUGCUUUCAAAUUGAGGUUCCUGGCCUUGCAGAUGCUUAUGCUACAGCUCGUGCUGGCAGAUGGUGGAACUGCAAUUUAUGCUCAUUGGCAGAUGAGGCCUUGUGACGGCUCAUAG